AUGCGCUACGAGAGCUGGGACGUCCAAUUGAUCGGGCUUCCCAAUACCCAAGGGCCUUCCCCCGAGUUCCGGACCGAAUGCUAUCUCGUUCAGGACCGAGAUUCCGCCUACGAAAAUGAGUAUCCCCUGGUGGAAACUUUCACGCCCAGUCUCAAUCCAGGAACCCCGUUUUGCAUCGCGGCCAGACACUGGGGCCCUGUCCAGAUCAGCGAGCACACUCGUGCCCUGCAGCAGCGACUUGGCAGGGACCCUAGCUAUCAUAUCCGCAUCAGGAUCGAUGGCAUUACCGUUUCGGCCCAGACUGUACCUGUAGCCGCUAUCACAUUGCCUGUCGUGAUGGAAAACAUCAGCAGAUUACUCGCCAGACAUGGGAACGAUGACACCUUGAGGUUCCCUGCCUUCUAUGAGGCCCUGCUUAAGUCCUCGCACCAUCCCGCCGAUGACAACGGGCGCAUCAAGGUCAUCAUUGAUGAAGGCUUUGUCCAACUAUCUAAUCCCAACUCCUUUGAUAGAGUCCUGACGGUCGUCGGAUUUUCUUGGCAUCAUGUCCCACAGGGCAUGCUUCGAUUCAAGCUGGUGGCAUGGCCAAACGCCGCCACGCGAGGAAGACCUUUCCCUAGGCGCCCUCAGCCCAUCCCCCCGCCUACCGCUGGAGUCGUUGUGCCGGAGUUCAGCCAGUACCAUUGCCACAUUCCCUAUCAACAAGGCCAACUGGAGCCGCCGGCCAACGCUCCGCCAGCGGGAGCGGCUCCGGUGCCGCGCUGGGUCGCCAACCAGACCUUCGGGCCCGGUAACCAAACCGGCUUCGAUCCCAUGGGCUCGUCUCAGCCCCCUUUCCAGAUCCGCCGAAGCACAGACCCGGCUUGGGAGAUGUCCCCCGUCGGCAUAGCAGGCGACACGAACCAGCUCGACUUGGACGUGCUUGGGCUGGGAGAUCAAGCCAACUUCGGCGCGGCCAUGCCUUCGCUCGGCCAACACACCCGCGAGGACAAGAGCAUGCCCGACGCUCCCGAUGAAUUUGACCAGCUCUUCGCCAGCAGUGGUGAGCCGAUGCACCUGUCCGGCCCCAGCCUUAACGAGGACCAGAGCGACACCCCUCCUCUGACAGAGUCGACAAGCGUGUCAACUGGACCCGAUAUUAAUAACAUCAUGCCUGAGUUCGACGCGCCCAAUGACUUGAUCACUCCGCUUUCAGACCCUCAAUAUAUCUUUGGCAGCCCAACAGGGCAGCCCAUCCAACCAGCAUCAACGGAGCCACAGCAUGUACUGGUGGACCAUCAUCUAGUACCGCUGCCAGCGUCAGAAGUUCAGCCCAGGAAGAGGAAUGGCCAACUCCGCGACAAUAACAACAAUGAUGACAACUACACCGGUCCCAUUGGCGCCGGAAGCCCUCCUGUCACAUUCUCGCCAGCAGAUAGUUUCAACUUGGGCAACGGCACCCCGGCCCAGCGAGCCAACUUCUCCAAUAAUCACAACUACCCCGGGCCCGCGCAUGAAGCCAGCCUCGCCGUCGUUGGCGGCCCUCGCACAGUCUGCCCCACAGAGAUCUUCAACUUGGGCAACGGGGCCCCCGCCCACCAGCCCAUCUUCUACGUACCACCCGCGCUGGGCCUCAACUCUGUCGUGCAAGCGGAGGGCAUCCCAUGCCCAUCUUUCAACUUCAGCGGCGGUGACGGCUCCGGUGCUACCGGCCCAGUCUCUUCGAACGGCCGCCCAAGAAAAUCCUCUACGGGUGGCAGCAACGGCAGGGAGACAAGCGCAGCGAAAUCGACGGCAUCUAGAGCCCGCAAAGCGGCGGGUAGCAAGAUCAACAAGAAGGCCCCCUCGGCCAGCCCGGCGAGCACGAUAGUGAGCCCUGACAAGGCAAGCCGCGACCCGAGGCCGAGGAAGCGCUCACGCACGGGCACACCCUUGGCGGCACCCACGGUGGCUGCCGUCGCGAGCGACGUCGUUGACACGAUCCAGGAAGAGUCUAAUGACACGCUGUCACUAGAUGAGGACUUUGGCGUCAGGCUUCUCGUUGGACAAUGA
This is a messenger RNA of Thyridium curvatum, 2031 nucleotides long. RefSeq lists its product as uncharacterized. The record is from RefSeq and is a predicted model, not a curated record. Bases 1 to 2031 code for a protein of 676 amino acids. The transcript is spliced from 5 exons. NCBI's taxonomy places the organism in Eukaryota, Fungi, Ascomycota, Sordariomycetes, Thyridiales, Thyridiaceae.